AUGAAGGACAUUGAAGCAGGCACCCCUGGCUACGAGCUCCAUGCAUCACCGAAACCUGGCUCCGUGACCGGCACUGGCAACGAGGAACCGUUGCCGCACCCGUCGAUCUGGUUGCUGCUCGCUGUGUCGAUGCCGCGUAUGGCUAUUCAGAUGGCCUGGUCGGCGCAGUGGGCAGCUCUGGGCCCGUACCUGUCGACGAUGCUAUCAAACUCUGCAGUCCAGCUGACCCAGUUCAUUGGCCCUAUUGUCGGAGUCAUCGUUGGCCCAAGCAUCGGUGUCUUCAGUGACCGCACGACGUCUCGUCUUGGCCGUCGCCGUCCGUACCUCAUCGUCGCUGGUGUUCUCAGUGUGAUUUGCUGGAUUGCUAUGGGCUACACCCGUGAAAUUGGUGACGCUCUUGGUGACCACGGCGACGGCACUGAUGGCGACAUGGACCGCAAGUGGACGUCCGUGUUCACUAUCAUCUUCUACGCCUGGAUGGAUAUCACUGUCAACGUCGUCCAGACCCCGGCCAUGCUUCUGGUUGCCGACUUUGCCGGUGACCGCCAGACGACCGGUGCUGCUCUCGGUCAGGCUUGGUCGACGCUUGGAUCUAUUGUCAUUGCUGUGUACAUCGACAUCUUCGGUGCUGCUUACAAGACCAUGCACUGGUUCAUGGGCACACUGUCUGUCAUUAUGAUCGUCUGUGUGGUCGUGGCCUGUGUCUGUGCGCACGAAACCCCGCUCGACCCCAACAAGGUGGACAAGUCGUCGGCCUGGGUCCAGGUCAAGGGCGCCUUCUACUCGGUGUACCUCGGUAUCAAGACCCUGCCCGCUGUUCUGGUGGUGUACGGUAUCGGCUUCUUCUUCGUGCAGUACGGCUACACGGCCUACAACGGCAACAAGGGGCAGUUCUUCGGCCUUGAGGUAUACGGUGGUUCGGCCGCCAACGCCGAUAGCUGUGAUCCCUGCUCGGCGGAGCAAACCGCCUACAAUGACGGUGUCAGUCUCGCUGGCGGAACUGCUGACCUUCUGUACAACAUCGUCGGAUACGUCUACUCGUGGUGCAUCCCGUUCCUAGUGAGUAAGUUCGGUCUCAAGUGGGUGCUCACGCUCUCGACCAUCCCUCAGAUGUUCCUUCUCAUCAUGGCUUGGGUCGACAACAAGAGCUUCGACGUCUUCGUUGUUGCCAUCACGGGCAUGACUUCCUCGAUUUGGUUCUCCUGCAUCGUGCCUGUCAUCAUCCACGUGAUGGGCGAGGAUGUGGAGAUCGGUAUGUACGUGGGGGCUUUGAACUCGGCCAACUGCUUCGGCCAGCUCCUUAACUACGCAAUUGGUGCUGCCAUCGUCAACACCUCGCUCGGAUACAAGUUGCCGGUGUUCCUGGGUGGUGUCAUGUCCGCUCUGGGUUUCUUCGUCUCCGCCAUUUUCCUGAAGAUCAAGAUGUAUAGCUUGUAG
This is a messenger RNA of Phytophthora nicotianae INRA-310, 1437 nucleotides long. RefSeq lists its product as hypothetical. NCBI's taxonomy places the organism in Eukaryota, Oomycota, Peronosporomycetes, Peronosporales, Peronosporaceae. Bases 1 to 1437 code for a protein of 478 amino acids. Gene Ontology annotation, molecular function: sucrose:proton symporter activity. Gene Ontology annotation, biological process: sodium ion transport. The transcript has a single exon. The record is from RefSeq and is a predicted model, not a curated record. Gene Ontology annotation, cellular component: membrane.